CACACGCUACUAUCAGCACUGAUCAGUGAGAGAGAGAGUGUUAAGUCUUCUUUGAUCAGAUUUCCAAAAAAUGGAUCGAAACAGUUACAACAACAACAACCGUGGAACCGGAAAUCCCGGCCGAGGCCGCGGCCGCAACGGCGACGGCGGAGGGAGAGGAGGGGGUACAGGUUGGGGUGGUCCGGCCCAGUCCGGUGGCCAACAGUGGGCCGAUAGGUACGGUGGCCAGGUGGGUCCGGGCGUGGGGUCCUACAGGCCACAGCAACAACAGACUGGUGGUCAGAUGGGCCAUGGUGGUGGGUCCUACAGGCCACAACAGCAGCAGCAGAACGGUGGUCAAGGUGUGGGCCCCGCGAGAGUGGAGUCCGUCGGAGGCGGAGGAGGGGUGUGGAAUGGGAGACCCGGUCUUCAUACUCAGUCUCAGUCCCAGGCUCUUCUUCCUGGUGGAUCCUACAGGCCGCAACAGCAGCAGAAUGGUGGUCAAGGUGCGGGUCCUACCAGGGGGCAGGAUAUCGAAGUGAAUGGAAGCGGUGGGCAUGGCAGUGGAAGAGGAGGAGGGGGAGUGUGGAGUGGGAGACCUGGUCUUCACACUCAAGCUACUACUCAAUCUCAGCCUCGAGCUCUUCCUGGUCUUCAUACUCAAGCUACUACUCAAUCUGAGCCUCGAGCCCUUCCUGAUAUUGAGUCUUUGCAAAUUUCUGAAAAAAAGCCUCCACUCGCUCUUUCUGAAGAUACAGAGAAUAGAAUUGUGCCCAUAAACCGGCCUGAUAGAGGGGGAACAGAUGCUGCCUGGGAGGUCGGGCUCUUGGCCAACCAUUUUCUAGUGAGUUUCAAGCCAGAAGGCACCAUAUUGCAGUAUGAUGUCAACGUCGAACCACAAAUGUCUCGUGGCCCACAACGUACAAAGAAUUUUAUACCAAAAAUGGAUCAUCGUCGGAUAUUGGACAAGCUUUUUUCUGAUGACAGCACCCGAUUACCAGACCAAAAGACUGCUUAUGAUGGAAGGAGAUUCAUCUUCAGUAAAGUGCCACUGCCCACUGGGCAGUUUGGUGGGGAAGACAUGGAGAAUCACCGCUCUCCUAUAUUUACUACUACGUUAGUGAAUGAGCUGAGUUAUGCCAAGCUAAAGGAUUACAUAAGUGGAAAUCACCGUGAUGAUCCCCGCGAUAUUUUGCAAGGAAUGGAUUUGGUUAUGAAGGAGAAUCCAUCUAGCCAUAGGAUCUCUGUUGGUCGGAGCUUCUAUUCUAAUCAAUUCAGACAAUCAGAUGACCUUAAGUGCGGGGUUGCAGCGUUUAGAGGGUUCCAACAGAGCCUGAAGCCCACUUCUCAGGGUCUAGCCUUAUGUUUGGACCAUGAAGCGAUGCCAUUUUGCAAGCAGAUCUCAGUCGUAGACUUCCUUAAGGAGAAUGUCCGGGGUUUCCAUAAAGUAAAAGAUGUGUGGGAGUUGAAAAAAGAUGUGGAAAAAGCAUUAAGAGGGCUGAAAGUCUACGUAACUCAUCGGAACACAAAGCAGAAGUUCCAGAUAGCUGGGCUGUCCGAUUGUCCAACGCGAGAUAUUUCAUUCCCUCUAGAAGAUCUAGAGCAAACGGGGCCACCAAGGAAAAUUGGACUUUUGGAAUAUUUCUGGGAGAAAUAUAAGAAGAAGAUAUUGUUCGAUGAUAUUCCCUCUUUGGAUCUGGGAAAAGCCAAUUAUGUUCCUAUGGAAUUCUGUAUUUUGGUGGAGGGUCAGAGGUACCCAAAGGAGAAAUUGCCCAGAGAUAAAGGCUUCUUGUUGAAGAAGAUAUCAAUGCCUUCACCCGAGGAGAGAAAGAGCAUUAUCUGUGAGAUUGUGCAAGCCAAGGAUGGACCUUGCGGAAAUGUUGUUAGGAAUUUUGAAAUUGCAGUUGAUGAGAAGAUGACUAGAGUAGUUGGCCGUGUCCUGGCGCCACCCGCUUUGAAGCUCCGUACUUCCACCGGCAAACCGCGAGUAAUUAGACUUAACAGGGAUCCGAGAUGCCAGUGGAACCUACUUGGGAAUUCAGUUGUGGAAGGCAAGGCCCUCAAGCGGUGGGCCCUGAUAGAUUUCACUGAACGCGACUGUUCUAGACUGAAUGCUGAUCUUUUUAAAAAGAAUUUGAUAAAUAAAUGCCGUGAUCUAGGAAUCCAUGUGAUGGAGCCAGUGGUGUCUCGUCUCAGGAGCAUGCGUGACUUGUCUUCUGUUUUUGAAACUCAAGAAUUAAGUGUUGUGACGGAGGCAAACAGGAAAUGCCACGGCCGUUUACAGCUUUUUGUAUGUGUAAUGUCUGAAAAGCACGAGGGCAAAAAGAUUCUGAAAUGGGUCUCUGAGACAAAGAUUGGAAUUAUGACUCAAUGUUGCUUGGUCAGUCAUGCCAACAACCCCAACGACAGAGAGAGCGACCAGUAUCUUGCAAACCUUGCUCUGAAAAUUAAUGCUAAGCUUGGCGGUAUCAAUGUGGAACUAGCAGAACGGCUCCCUGGUUUCCCAGGCGAAGAACAUGUCAUGUUUAUAGGCGCUGAUGUCAAUCACCCUGGGCCAGGAAACACAACCGGUCCAUCUUUUGCUGCAGUGGUUGCUACCACCAACUGGCCCGCCGUCAGCCGCUGUGUUACCCGUAUCUGCCCCCAGGAUCACCGGAACGAAAGGAUUGUUGAUUUUGGGGCCACGUGUUUGGAUCUAGUCAACACUUAUGCUCGCCUCAACAAGGUCAAGCCGAAGAAAAUCGUGGUUUUCCGCGAUGGGGUAAGUGAAGGCCAGUUUGAUAUGGUUCUCAACAAAGAAUUGCAAGAUAUGAAGAGUGCCAUUUACGAAGAUGAUUAUCGCCCAACCAUCACUCUCAUUGUCGCCCAGAAGCGUCACCUGACUCUAAUUUUUGUCGAGAAUGAGAGCGAUGCAGGUCGAUCUGGAAAUGUGCCUCCGGGAACCGUGGUGGACACAAAGAUCGUUCAUCCCUUCAACUUUGAUUUCUAUCUCUGCAGCCAGUAUGGCAUGAUUGGGACGAGCAAGGCGGCGCACUACACUGUCCUCUGGGAUGAGCAUAACUUCACCUCGGACCAGUUACAGAAGCUGGUAUACCACCUUUGUUUCACCUCUGCCCGUUGCACCAAGCCGGUCUCGCUUGUUCCUCCGGUCUUCUAUGCUGAUCUUGUUGCGUAUAGGGGCCGGAUGUACCAUGAGGCCGCCAUGGAGUUGCAACCUGAAACUGCUGCUUCAUCAUCAUCAACAUCUGCUGCCUUACUGAAUGAAGGGUUAUACAAAGUGCACCCGGACCUCAAAAACGAAAUGUUUUUCGUUUAAGUGAGCUGUCUCUAAUCUCCGUUCUCUAUUCUCCUUGAGGAGAAUCGAAAAAGGAGAUUAUCUUACCGUUGCCCAAAUGCAAGUUCAAAUCUCCUUUCCUAAGCGCUAGAAAAGGAUGUUUGUGCGUGAAUCUAAUUGGGUUUUCGUGUCACCAAACUGUUUAUACAUGACUCCAUAUAGGGGUUCAUGUACUUCAGCAAACUAUUCUCCUUGAGGAGAAUAGAAAAAGGAGAUUAUCUUACCGCAAACCAUUUAUACAUGACUUCAUACCGGGGUUCAUGUAUUUCAAUCGUGGGUUUUGUGUGUCUGCGGUUUAUACAUGACUCCAUACAGGGGUUCAUGUGCUUCAACCGUGGGUUUCGUGUCUCUAUGGCUUUUACAUGACUCCAUACAGGGGUUUGUGUACUUCCUCCGUUUGUCUAGUAUUGUCAUCGUGCGUCUUGUUUUUCUGUAAUAAGAGGUCCUAGUAUCUACAGGAUCUCAUGGAUCUGGUUUGUGUUUGAGGUCUUGUUUUACUGUAUUUGGUGUCUUAUUUCCUGAUCCUUUAAGCCCAUGUGGGGCUUUAACAUCAGUGUAAUAGUUCGUGUCUUGGGCUUGUUAUGUUGUGUUUUCAUGUAUGCCGAGCAAACGAUGGAAUAUUGCUUCCUUAUAUGUAAAAUGUGUGAUCCUGUGCGAAAUUUCCUGAUUAA
Rhododendron vialii is the source of this 3984-nucleotide messenger RNA. Its product is annotated as protein argonaute 2-like. Gene Ontology annotation, cellular component: cytoplasm. The record is from RefSeq and is a predicted model, not a curated record. Gene Ontology annotation, molecular function: protein binding; RNA binding. Lineage: Eukaryota; Viridiplantae; Streptophyta; Magnoliopsida; Ericales; Ericaceae. The transcript has 3 exons. Gene Ontology annotation, biological process: regulatory ncRNA-mediated post-transcriptional gene silencing. The coding region runs from base 71 to 3295 and encodes 1074 amino acids.